CCACAUUUCCCCCUGAUUAUGGACAGCCCCGUUUCAUCUGGCCAUCGCCUACCAAUGGAACAUUAUUUCCUUGCACCCCAGGACAACCAUGUCACGUGCUCCUCGCCGUCAGUAAAGGAUAUAAUGAUGUGAACUGCCCGAUCAUCAAGGAUGAAUCCAGAACCGAUUUACCGGUCCAUAUCUUUGUAUCAAAUUUUACCAAGGAAUGUCGAUAUGAUGUUCGGAUUGAAUCUACCUUAUUAGAUGAUCAGACAACCAAAAUGUAUUGCUUCAAGUGUCCCAGUGACGGCAUCUUUGCAGAGAUGAGAUGUUUCAAAGUAUUUUGGGGGUCAAUAGCAUUCCCGUCUACCAACCAGGAAAUCACAACGGGACCAACAAUGCCAACAACUAGCGAAAAACCAGAGAUUCUUUCUUUACAAGGGCGGCCAUACUUCCUGCAUUUUCAUCAAAACGAAAACAUAGUUUGUAUACAAUACCAUAUGUGCAACUUCAGUGUAUAUGCAAGUACAACAUUUUGCAGAGACAUCAAAGGAAUAGAAAACAUACCAAUUAGCGAAGAGAAUGUAACUAUAUCCACCAGCACCAAAACGGUUGGUAUGAAUGUUGCAAAAACAGGCGAUGUGCAGUUCCUUCCUAUGCAGAUUGGCCGAAGACAAAUCUGUUUGAAGGCUUCUGACUGUACAUCCUUCAUUCAGAAAUGUUUCUACAUCACAGUAAUAAAGAACAAUCCAUGCGAAUCAUCUCCUUGCCAGCACAAGGGGCAAUGUUUAGCAUUAAAUGCAAAGACAGAAUUCGCUUGUUCUUGUCGCUAUGGAUACACCGGGAAAAUAUGUGAAACAAAGACCGGACCGUGUUCGAUCAGUGAUACGUGCUUUGGAGGUUCAACUUGUGUUCCUGUUAGAUCAGAGCCGUUCUUUAGAUGUAUCUGUCCAUCCGGGAAAACAGGAGUUAGAUGUGACGUCGAUGAUGGAUAUCGAGAACACUGUGACAACUCCUCUAUCUGUGGAAAUAAUGCUGCGUGUCACUUAGUUAAUCAGACCGUGUUAUGUGUUUGUCGACUUGGAUACAAGGGUUCUAACUGCUCAAUAGAGGCCAAUGAUAACCUGAGAAGCCCAACAGAUACCGGGGCAAAGUUUACAGAUGCUGCUCUACCAAAGUCUGUUAUCUGUUAUGUUGCGUUUCCAUGUCCUAUUCCAUUUACUGUUACCAAAAAUAUUUUUAACAAACCAAGUGUUGCUCUAGGAUAUUCUGAUCCAUCACUACAUGUCACAAGCUUGGAACUGCAGCACACAGCACCUCUUGGUGGUGUUGUACAUGGGUUGCUAGAAAUCGUUGGGAAUUCCCCAGGAUCUGCUAGCAUCUGUCUCCAAUCUAUUGAUAAAUCCUGGCAAGUAAGAAUUGAGGACGAAAUUUGCUUUCAUGUGGCAGUUAAAAAUGGAAGCUAUUACAAACAUUACUCGGACGUUCCUCAUUUUGUACAGCCAACAUUUGAAACGGAUAGCUUAUUUGAAUGUUUGGUUGGAGAUAGUUGUCACUUUAAUUUAUGGGCCGUAAACGACAUUAGAGAAAACAAUUGCCCGGUUUUGAAAUCUGAGGGCAUUCGUAAUUUAAACUUAUUCAUUAUGUCACCUCUGAACCAAACCUUGUCACCAUGCAUGUAUGACGUUUCCCUUAAAGCGGACACGCCUACUAAUGCCACCACGUGCUUUUAUUUAGAAGGAGAUGCAGGUGUAAAAUAUGACAGAAGAUGCUACACAGUCCAGGCUUCGAAUUUGAAUAAAAAGGGUUCCUGCGCUGGUGGUUUGUGUUACAAUGGUGGACAUUGUGAUGGUCAUACGUCAACAAAGAAUUGUUUGUGUCCUCUUGGAUUUUCCGGUGAAAAUUGCAUAACUGAUCAUGGCAUUCCACAAGCAGUCAAUCAACAUGCUAUAAAUAACCCAUUGUUUGGAAACAUGCUAGUGCCAAAACAAGUCAUUUGUCCGCUGAAAGAAAAGUGCAAUAUUCAGUUUUUAUUGUCAUCAAGAAAAGUGUUCAAUAUUGAUAUCAAAAUUGACCCUUCAAGUAUCGAAAUAAAGGAAAAGGAGGAAGUAAGAGUAUCAAAGGACUUCCUUGUCACGUUGACAAUAGUUCAUAAACACACUGGCUCCGAUCAGCUGUGUUUGAAUUUAACCUCCGGAAAUCAUAGCUUGGUAGCAGACAGGUUUUGCUGUGAUAUUUUCACCGAAGAAACAGUGACUUCCAAUGGCGACGCAUGCGUGAGUGACAGUGUUGAUGAUUGCAAAAACCCUUCUGCUCUGAAAUUUAUAUGCUCAGAUCCGACAACAGCGGAAUAUUGUCGUAAAUCCUGCAAACUAUGCGAUAAACAAACAAAGGAAGAGACAGAACAGCUUUUUAUUCCCCCGUCACCAACAAACACAUCAGCAUACUCAUGUUCUCCGGGCUUGGAGUGUCACAUGAUGCUCUACCUAAAACGAGGCUACAAUAAUCUCUGCCCCGAGGUUUCCGUUAUUCCCUCCGUCGGCGCCUCUGUUCACGUCUUCAACAAUUCCGACUGCAAUGUAUGUUCCGUGGAUGUACUGAUUAAAUUAUCCCUGUCUCAUCCUGGCCAGAGGCUGCAACAGUGUCUACAGGCGACUGACUACGACUUUGGGUCCACGGAGAGACGAUGUUACUUUUUGGAAAACGUCCAGCACACUUCCCCCUAAAUGACCAUAACAAUGCGGCAUUAGUUCACGGAAGACUAACCACAACGAACGCAUCCUUUGAAAGUGUAAACUUGUGUUACCAUGUAAUCGGACAACUGUAUAUCUUCUUUUGAAUGUGUAAAAUGUAGUUUUACAAAAAUAUACAUAUCCUUGUCUUCAUUACAUAUUACUAGCUAAUUACUACUGAUAAAUUAUGAAUAUAGUUAAUUUUUAGAAGCACUAACUCUGAUGAAUACUGUUUAUAUUUUAUUUUUCAAAACAAGAUACAUGUGAAUUAAUACAUUGACUUCAAUCUAUCAAUACGUUUUUUAUAAUUGUUACUUUUUGAUAACUUUUUGUUUGCUUAUUUAUGUCAAUAUAGCCUAAAAUAUAUUAAAUUUUAUGUGUAUCAAUAUCAAUAUUAAAAGUAAUGCAUUUUCUAUCUUUGUUGGAAAUUGUUGAAAAAUGUAUCACAUACACUUCCGGUAAAUAACUGUUUUAAAUGUUUAAAAAUGAUAUUUAUCUAACAUUG
Messenger RNA from Magallana angulata, 3216 nucleotides. RefSeq lists its product as uncharacterized. Lineage: Eukaryota; Metazoa; Mollusca; Bivalvia; Ostreida; Ostreidae. The transcript has 30 exons. The coding region runs from base 261 to 2705 and encodes 814 amino acids. The record is from RefSeq and is a predicted model, not a curated record. Gene Ontology annotation, biological process: establishment or maintenance of epithelial cell apical/basal polarity; heterophilic cell-cell adhesion. Gene Ontology annotation, cellular component: protein-containing complex; plasma membrane.